AUGACCCGCGGUAAUCAGAAGAACAUGAAAAAGCAAAGCGACUCAGGGAAGGGAAAACGCCGGGAUGACUGGCUCUCUGCCGCUGCCCGAAAGCAGAGGGACUCGGAGAUCAUGCAACAGAAGCAGAAAAAAGCCAAUGAGAAGAAGGAAGAGCCCAAGUAA
This is a messenger RNA of Dromiciops gliroides (monito del monte), 162 nucleotides long. RefSeq names its product small EDRK-rich factor 2-like. Lineage: Eukaryota; Metazoa; Chordata; Mammalia; Microbiotheria; Microbiotheriidae. The record is from RefSeq and is a predicted model, not a curated record. The transcript has a single exon. The coding region runs from base 1 to 162 and encodes 53 amino acids.